Talaromyces atroroseus is the source of this 1401-nucleotide messenger RNA. Its product is annotated as Serine--tRNA ligase, cytoplasmic. NCBI's taxonomy places the organism in Eukaryota, Fungi, Ascomycota, Eurotiomycetes, Eurotiales, Trichocomaceae. The record is from RefSeq and is a predicted model, not a curated record. Gene Ontology annotation, molecular function: ATP binding; serine-tRNA ligase activity; tRNA binding. The transcript is spliced from 7 exons. The coding region runs from base 1 to 1401 and encodes 466 amino acids. Gene Ontology annotation, cellular component: cytosol. Gene Ontology annotation, biological process: seryl-tRNA aminoacylation.
AUGUUGGACGUCAACGACUUCGUCGCCGACCGUGGCGGUGAUCUGAACAAAAUCAGGGAAAGCCAGCGUCGUCGAUUUGCUCCCGAAAGCGUGGUCGAGGAGGUCUUGGAACUAUUCGAAGCCGCACGGCGAGCUAGAUAUGAAACCUCGCAGAUAUCCUCCAAACUCAACGGGUUGCAGAAGCAGAUAGGCAUGAAAAAGAAGAACAAGGAAGACGCAUCCGAACUGCUGCAACAGAAAGCAGAGCUCGAAAAGCAAAAGAAAGAAUCUGACGAAAAUGCAAUUGCGAGGGAGAAGGAGCGUGACAAGAAGAUCAAAACCAUUGGGAACUACGUGCACGACUCUGUUCCUGUCAGCAAUAACGAGGAUGACAACGUGGUCGAGAGGACUUGGGCACCGGAAAAUGUGAAGGUCGAAAAGCGCGAUUGCCUGUCGCACCAUGAAGUCUUGACGAGGCUGGAUGGCUACGAUCCGGAACGCGGCGUCAAAAUUGUUGGUCAUCGCGGUUAUUGCUUGACUGGCUACGGUCUAUUUCUGAAUCUUGCGCUCAUCAACUACGGACUGGAGUUUCUCUUCAAGAAAGGAUACAAACCCAACCAGCCGCCACAGUUCAUGUCGAAGGACGCCAUGGCAAAAACCGCGCAACUGGAGCAAUUCGACGAAGAGCUAUACAAGGUCUCGGAAAGCGAUGACAAGGACAAUGACAAGUAUUUGAUUGCGACGUCCGAGCAGCCACUAUCAGCGUUGCAUAGUGACGAAUGGUUCGUGGAGGCAGACUUGCCUGUCAAAUAUGCUGGCUACAGUACCUGUUACCGCAAAGAGGCAGGAUCCCAUGGAAAAGAUGCCUGGGGUAUCUUCCGCGUUCAUCAAUUCGAAAAGAUCGAACAAUUCGUCUUGACCAAGCCUGAAGACUCAUGGAAGGCUUUUGAUGAAAUGAUUGCGACCUCAGAGGAAUUCUACAAGUCACUGGGACUUCCCUACCAGGUGGUCUCAAUCGUGUCCGGUGCUUUGAACAACGCGGCGGCCAAGAAAUACGAUCUAGAGGCGUGGUUCCCCUUCCAGGGCGAAUACAAGGAACUUGUCUCCUGCUCGAAUUGCACCGACUACCAGACCCGAGAACUGGAAAUCCGUUUCGGUGCUAAGAAGGCCGAUUCAAAGAAGGCUUACGUUCACGCUCUGAAUGCUACCCUGUGUGCGACUGAGAGAACGCUCUGCUGUAUCUUGGAGAACUAUCAAACAGAGGAUGGCUUCAACGUUCCGGAGCCUCUGCAGAAAUACAUCCCGGGAGCUCCCACCUUCAUCCCUUACACUCGCGAGCUGCCAAAGGACACAACCUCGGCGAAGAAAGGCAAGUCAGGCGCAGCAGGCGCAGCGAAACAGCUGGAAAAUCUCAAGGUCUGA